ACUUCCUUAAUUUGCAUCGUUUAUGUAUCACGUGCCUUCAAUUGACUGUUUUCGUAAACAAUUUAUUCUCAGGUGAAAAUGGCGGCAGUGGUUUUUACCGUUGUAUCAAUAGUACUUCAUAUCCACAGGAGUACCGGACAAAGUUACUGUAGUGACGACCAGUUCAUCUGCUGGUCCGAUUUCACCUGCCUCGACCCUAGCUACAAGUGUGACGGGGAUGUGGACUGCUCCGACGCGUCGGACGAGAAGGGCUGUGGGGAUAUUCUGAGAGAGUGUCACUGCAAAUACCAGCCUGAGUGUAGAUCAAGUGCUUCUUGUGACUUUUUCGGGUGUCAAGAUGGCUGGGAGGGCUAUAGAUGUGCAUUCAAAACAAGAGACAAGAUCGCCACUACAUUUAGUCCAACCAGCACCCAAUCACAGUUGGAUACGUCAUAUGAUUGUCACUGUCUUGACCAAUCAGAAUGCAAUGAUAGAUUCUACGGCAGUUCAUGUUACUGCCAGGAAGGUUGGAAGGGCAUUCGCUGCAGUGAAAAGGUUUCCUACAUAACCAGUGAAUCUCUGGGGCUGAUAGGCGGUGUAAUUAUCGUGCUCCUGGUCAUCAGUGUAGUUGGACUGCUAGCGUUCUGCGUCAAUCGUGUAAAAAGAUGGAGAGGAUUAAGGGGGCAUGGUUUGCCCUACAGGGGACUGACGAAUUCCCAGGAGAGCAUCGAGAGGUCAUCGGUUUCCGCGAUCCCCCCGCAUUUAUCCUCGGCCCCUCCUGCCUAUGAAGAUGUCGUAAGCCAAGGAACAGGACAGAAUUCUGGCAGAAAUCAGAUGGAGCCACCCCAAAAUCAUGAACAGGAUGCAGCGCCCCCUUCCUAUGAGUCCAUCAUCAAAAACCAGCAGGAUCAGGAAAUCCAGCUACAGAGACAACCAGUCCCGGAAAGCACAGCCAGCGAAACGAGAGAACCAGUCCAAGAACUUACAACCAGCGAAACUGGAGAUCCCGUCCCGGAAAACACAACCAGCGAAACCAGAGAGCCGGGUUUGGAAUCAUUGGUGAUUGUUCAGAUUCAGGAUGAACGUGACACACACGAUAUUCCCGACAUAGGCAGUGACCGGGACUUGAUUAUCUCCAUCCGGUGAUGUUUUGCGACAGCAGUUUAUAUUGCAUUUUAACCUUGAUCGGUGGUAUCAAUUUAAUUGAUACUUGUUGCAUGCAUUUAUACGAAGUUCAUUAGUUGAAACUGAUUAAAUCAGAUGUAGUGAAAAUUAUAUAACAAUGAUUGAGCAAUAGACACUUACGUUAUCGCCAAAGAACAUGGAUUCAUUUAAUAUGUAUAAAGCUCAAAAGACAAAGGAUUUACUUUUUUUUAAUCCAGCUUUUAUCAUUCAUAUACUUGUAUUCAAACAAUUGUUAUAUACUAUUCUAAUUUUUAUAUUCCGAAUUUAUACAACAACUGUGACUAUGCAUAAUAAAUUAAACGUUAUUUUUAAAAAA
Magallana angulata is the source of this 1480-nucleotide messenger RNA. RefSeq names its product low-density lipoprotein receptor class A domain-containing protein 3-like. Lineage: Eukaryota; Metazoa; Mollusca; Bivalvia; Ostreida; Ostreidae. The coding region runs from base 79 to 1125 and encodes 348 amino acids. Gene Ontology annotation, molecular function: protein binding. The record is from RefSeq and is a predicted model, not a curated record. The transcript has 7 exons.